CUUCAGACUGGUCGGUGCGUACUCACAGGCGGCGCAGUACGUGGUACCGUAACAAUCCUGUGACAGAUUUCAUUUGACUAGCAUUCUAUGCUGCCGGCGCAGCUCCGUAUUACAAUAUAAUAUUAAUCGUUAACAGAGGAUUUGAACCGAUGAGAUUGUUAUUUUGCAAGUUUUCCUUUCCUUGCGCUUUAAAGUUAAGAUUAUUCAAAAUGAGUUUCGAUACUCGUCUCUUCAACGUGAUAGUAUUAAGCUGUGGUUUCAUGUUGACUUUUACCGCAUUCCAAACUAUGGGAAACAUCGAGAAAACGAUAUUGGACAGUAUAAAAGAGGACGAUAAGACCUUCACGGCGGACGGUUACACGAGCCUGGCAAUAAUAUACGCUGUGUUCGCAACCUGCAACUGGUUGGCGCCAUCGUUCAUAUCCGUGACGGGUCCUCGGACGGCGAUGCUUACGGGAAGCUGUUGCUACGUGGCGUUCAUCGCCUCGUUCCUGUUGGCCCAGACCGAGCUUCUCUACGUGGUAUCGGCGCUAGUGGGUCUAGGAGCAGCGCUGAUAUGGACGGGUCAAGGGAUGUAUCUGACGCAGAACAGCGACCCAGACACAAUGUCGAGAAACGCGGGUCUCUUCUGGGCGAUAUUCCAGUGUUCGAUGUUCAUGGGUAACAUCUUCGUCUACUUCAUGUUUUCGGGAUCUACGAUCGUAGCCUCGACGCGAAACAUGGUAUUCUGGGUGCUGACGAGUCUGGCACUGAUCGGUACGGUGGUCCUGGCUACCCUGCGAAAGGCCCCGAAGAUGAUGGAGAUCGGAGAAGCCGAGGGAGUAUCGAGCGCCGACAAAGAGCUGCACAUACCGGAACCAGCGAAGGAUAAACCGCUGAUGGCAGCCUGGCACGCGCUGAGGGAUUCCUUCCGGCUUUUCAUCACCUGGAAGAUGAUGCUCCUGUCGAUAACAUUCUUCUACGCGGGUCUGGUCCUCACAUUUUACUCCGGGGUCUACUCGGCCAGUAUCGGUUUCACCCAGUCGAUGGGUUCGGAAUCCAAGAAGCUGGUUGGACUCUCGGGGAUCUUCAUCGGGGUUGGCGAAGUCAUAGCUGGUGCUCUCUUCGGGAUCCUGGCAUCGAAGACGGUGCGAUUCGGACGCGAUCCGAUCGUUAUCGUCGGUUUCAUCGUCCACAUGUUCGCCUUCUGCACGAUAUUCUUAAACCUUCCGGACGACUCGCCCUUCCAGACAACCGCGGAAUCGGGCUUCAUCUCGGCGUCGCCGACCCUGGCGAUGAUCGGGUCGCUUGCCCUCGGCUUCGGCGACGCCUGCUUCAAUACCCAGGUCUACGCACUCCUCGGUGUUCUCUACGCGAAAGACAGCGCACCGGCCUUUGCCCUCUUCAAGUUCACACAGUCGGUAGCAGCGGCGAUCAGCUUUUCCUACAGCAGCCACAUCGGCCUGUACAUUCAGCUCGGCAUUCUAGUCUGUUUUCUGGUCUUAGGAACGCUAACAUUUUGCAUCGUCGAAUUUGCCCUUAGGCGGCAAAAAAAGGAGCAACAUUCCGAGAGCGAUCCUGCCUUGGUUGACGUUUCUGGUCCGGAUCCUUGAUUUAUAUAUGGAAAAAAAAAAACGAAAUAAAUAACUUGCACACACUUGUGCAGAAGCGAUCUGACAAGCGAAUACUCGCAACGACAUUUUUACAACAUUG
This is a messenger RNA of Neodiprion fabricii, 1692 nucleotides long. Its product is annotated as UNC93-like protein MFSD11. The transcript is spliced from 2 exons. Bases 150 to 1592 code for a protein of 480 amino acids. NCBI's taxonomy places the organism in Eukaryota, Metazoa, Arthropoda, Insecta, Hymenoptera, Diprionidae. The record is from RefSeq and is a predicted model, not a curated record.